Molecule: messenger RNA, 1839 nt
Organism: Cylicocyclus nassatus
Lineage: Eukaryota; Metazoa; Nematoda; Chromadorea; Rhabditida; Strongylidae
Source: the annotation of a GenBank genome assembly
AUGCCAGAUGCCUGCAUAGAAUAUCACUCGCCAUCGUUCCAAUCAGAAGUCAAUCGCCAGCCACUCACGACUCCACUCUGGUUGACGGAAUCACAAAUGUCACCGUUACAUGAUCCUCUGAUUCUCUGGCUCGGCGGUGGUUCGGGAUGCUCCUCACUGGAUGGUCUUUUUAGGGAGCUGGGCCCUUUCCAUAACAAAGUUGGAAAUCUUCUUUUCCUGGAAGCGAGUCGUGACAUUGGAUUUUCAUACCGCAGUAGCGAUGUUAAACCCGAUUUUAGAUACGAUGAUCAUUACACUGCUGACGAUAAUGUUCUUGCCUUGACAUCGUUUUUCGAGAAGUUCCCUGAUUAUAAAAAUCGCUCAUUUUAUAUCUUUGGUGGAUCUUAUGGAGGAGUUUAUGUGCCAAUGCUAACAAACGCUCUGAUCAAGAAAAUUCAAUCUUAUGACCGGAAUUCUAUGUCGUAUGUAAAUUUGCAAGGAGUAGCGAUAGGAAACGGUGAGAUGAGUCAGAUUCAACAAAUCAACUCAGCAGUAUCAUUGCUAUACUUCCGUGGAGUACAUGGGAAAAGUGACUACGAUGCAUUAUCUCAGUAUUGCAACGCAAGUAAACCACAAACUUACCGCGAUUUUGUUUCCUACAUAACGAUCGACUCAUCUGGCAACGUUUGGCCAAAAGUCAACGACAAUUCUAUAGCUAGCCAAGCUAAUAAGAUCAAUUAUCAAUCCACGGAUGCGAAUGGUGGAUUUGCGUGUUUUAGCAGAGAUUCUACUGAAGCUUACUUGAAUUUAAAGAAAUCGCUAUCCACAUUCCAACUAACGUUCCAUACUGGACCGAUUGCAACGAGUGUUAUAUACGAGCACUAUAUCCAACAGCAUAACAAUACGAGCGCUGUUUUUGAUGAGAUUCUGAAUAGCGGUUAUCCUUUUCGGUUUCUGAUUUAUAAUGGAGACGCAGACAUGGCAUAUCCAUCCGUAAGCAACGAUAUUGUAUGGAAUGAUGAUAAGGCUGCCUCGGAUAUCUAUUUGGCUUUGAAAAACUUCCUCACUGUUUAUCCUUACUUUUCCUCCAGUGAAUUCUACGUAACUGGUGAAUCCUACGCUGGCGUGUAUGUGCCAACGCUCACUCGGCAUCUUAUUGAGAAGAUUCAGGCUGGCGAUAUUGUCCUUAACUUGGUUGGUAUGUCAAUCGGCAAUGGAGCGUUAAGUACGAUUCAGGAUAUUCGUUCCCUCACCGAUUUCAUGUAUUUUCAUGGAAGAUAUGGAAAAAGCGAUUGGGACAAACUCCAUAACUGCUGCCCAGCUUCAACCGGCAAUACAUCGCUAAUGUAUUGUAAUUAUGACUAUUUCGUCACUGCCGAUCAGUCUGUUCUUGAAGGUGACAUCUAUCCCAAACACUUCUCUGAUUCGUCUGAUCAAAACUGUGCUAAUAUAAUGGCCGACUUAGCCCAGGAUAGAGUCUGGAACAUUUACACACAAAACGACGUCUACAAUCUCUAUCAGGACUGUUACACUAAGGCAACGUCCAUGUUCGGCUCGGCUGUAAACUUGAAACCCCUAGUCCACUAUAGCGGACCGGCUCGUUUCUCUCAUAGUUUGCUGGACAAAUGGCAAACUUUGUGCCCUCACCUUCGAUGCUUGACCCGUUAUCCACAGACAAUUUUGGUGGCUUUCAAUGCUAUGUGGAUGAUGCCACUACCAAAUAUCUUUCCCAAACACAUGUCCGACAUGCGCUUCACGUUCCCAACUACGUUCAGCCCUGGGAAGAAUGCAGCAAGCUGGUUUAAGAAAAGUAUGUCGAGCAGUACUAUGAUACGACAGCUGUUUCUUAGGAUAUUCUAA